UUGAAAAAAAGUCCUGAUGAGACAAAAGAACGUUUGGAAAUAGGAUCCUGUAUCAUCUCUUCUCCCGACUGCUCCUAGUUUAUUUAGGUCGGCACAAUGGAUCACCAAUCUCCACCUUGCUCCGUCUGCAGCGUCUACGGUCACACCCACCACCCCCUUGUCUUCCUUCAGUGUAUCCGUAAACUAGUCUUCGCUUUGGUCUUACGCUUUUUCUCCUGCUUGAUGAUCCAUGUCAAGCAUCUACCUCCCCACGUAUUCCUCAUCUCUCCUCUUCACAUGGCUAAAUCACCUCAGCCUCGCCUCUCAUGUCUCCAAGAUCUAUGAAAGUUCUUUCGCUCUUGUCUGCCUUUGCUCCUGGUUUGAGUUUACACAAUGGAUCAUUAAUCUCCACCUUGCUCAGUCUGGUACCGCUUCUGUUACACCCAUUAGCCGCAUGUCUUUCUUCAUUGCAUCCAGAAAUCUUCUCUUUGGUCUUCCUCCCUUCACCGUGCCUGGUGGGUCCACCUCAAACAUCUACCUACUUGCAAGUACUUGCAAGUACUUCAAUCCCGGAGUGGCCUGACCUGACCUAUUUGGGCGCGGCCUGGAGGAUCAAUGCGGGACAAGUACAGCCAACACUCCGGGUACCAAGUAUGCACAAGUACCGAGACUGGAUUCACUUUUUUGGAUUAAAAGUCACAUUAGAGUGAGUUCCGUGCCGUUACAAGCACAAAGCUCUCGCAACACAAGAACAGGAAGGCGGCGGCGGCGUCAAGAUCAAGAAUUAGACUCGCUCAUCCAAACAAGCCAACAACUGAACAGGAGAAAACAACACAGCUUAUGCCCACACAUGUGAGGAAGCAGUUUCCCAGCAUUCCUUCCAUCCCUGGCCAGUCUGAGUGCCGCCCUGGGCCAUGCUGGGGUCGCCCGAGGAGAGGAAAGAGGCACAUGAGAGGACGAGAGAGGACGUGAUAUUCGAGCCUGAGAUUGUUGGCGUUCACUCUCACUCCCGCGAAGAUGAUACAGAUACGGACACAUGUUCCCGCUGCUUCACUGUGUCUUCCAGUGACCAGCGUCACCCUGAAGAUCCUAAUGGCUCCUUGCCCACUGAGGGCGGAGCGGAGAGAGAUCCCCUGGGGCAGGAGGAGGUGGAGGACCUGGAGAAAGAGAAUGAGAAGAUUGAAGGAAUCGACGCGGAGAAAAGUGAUCUGUCCAAAGAUGAUAUUAACAGCAAGCUGAGGUUCAUCUUCCACCUGGAUGGACUCAAGGAGGCAGGCGGCUUGCUGUACAUAGGCUGUGAAAAUGACAAAGAGAAGACCAAUCCCUCCAAGGUAAGUGUGUGUGUGUGCCAGUGUGUUUGUCCCGGGUGUGUCUGUCUCAUUGCACAUUAAGGUUGGCUGUUGCAAACCAAGAUUCACCUCUGCAAACACAGACAUUACCUUCCUCAACUGGAAAUUUGUGAACUUACAAAUUUAAGUUUAGCAAAUAGAACAGAGAAAGCAAACAAUGUGUGUUCCAUCAGUACCAUGGAGUUCUUUGAAUUUUAUUCUGAAUAUCUUUAGAAGAUAUUAACUCAUAUUUUGAUGACAGUUUUGCAUAGUAUGGGAUUUUUUAGAACAGAUUUCAAUUUAAUGCAUGUUGUUGAACUUGUGGUCCCAAGUCAAGUAACCUGCAGUCACUCCCUCUGUGUUAUGAUUUUCCAGAAUUGUAAGUCCUUUGAUCCACAGACAGUCUGGUAACAAUUCCAGACAACUGACAGACUCUUAGCAGCUCAGGGGACUUAACAUUGAGAGAAACAUUAAACAAAGUGGUAGUGAGUGUGUUGUGUUACUUAACUAUUGACAUAAUGAUUAUUUGUUUUUGUGAACAGAGUGGAUAGUGAGAUGAUUGAAAGGAUAUGUAGGGGGCUCUUAUCACUAACUCUUCACUCCACUAAAUUCAUUUGAGAGACACAGGAGUCUCAGAUAAUAGGAUACAAAAUAUACUGUUGACAACUUAGGGAGUGUGAUUUGGCUUCCUUUAGUCUGGUGUCAUACUUAUGUUGGGUGCCAUAUUUUGCAGGUUCCAUUUGUGAGAGAUCUGAUAAGCCUUGUUGAAAUAGUAUACAGAUAUCCAUCAACACUUUUGGGGGGGUUAGGUAAUAGAAACAUCCAUGAAUGUUGAAAAUCUGUUGAUAAUUAUAAUUGGUGUGUCCUCCUGAAUAAACUGCCUUGACUCCUUAGAGUGGUGUUCCCACUCAAAAGUAUUCCUGAUACUCCCCCAUGCUUAGUAAAGAAAAACCUCUGUAGUACAUGUAUCUACAAACACUUUAUUUGACAUAUAAUAAAAGAAAGUAAAAUGAUGAACACUGGUGUGUCCUCUUGCUCCAUCCUACUUAUUUCUUGAUAGCACAAACACCACUGUCUGUGUUGUGUUACCACAGCUCUCACCACCUCAUGCUCUGUCCUCUGUGACAGAACGGGACAGCUGGGUAGCAGUGGGAAAUGCACACAAUAUACUGUUGUUUGCUAAAAUACACAAAAUUGACAUCACCAGAGGGAAUGUGGGUUGGUGUGGCAGGGAGCAUAUGUGUGUGUGUGUGUGUGUGUGUGUGUGUGUGGUGAGCUGUGCUGUGAGGAAGAUUCCAAUUGAUAGUUACCAUAAAAAAAUCUAAUGUAUAUACAGCACACUUCCCUUCUGAUGCCAAUCUGUGAAUUAUCAAAUCUGUGGACAUAGAACCCAGCAAUGUUGAGGGCCAGCUGUACUUGUAGAGGAACCCAGCAAUGUUGAGGGCCAGCUGUACUUGUAGAGGAACCCAGCAAUGUUGAGGGCCAGCUGUACUUGUAGAGGAACCCAGCAAUGUUGAGGGCCAACUGUACUUGUAGAGGAACCCAGCAAUGUUGAGGGCCAGCUGUACUUGUAGAGGAACCCAGCAAUGUUGAGUUCCAGCUGUACUUGUAGACUUCCUGUAGAUGACUGUUAGUAGUAAGAUACACAUAUUAUAUGUUUUGCAGUUUUUACUUAUCAGCUUUCAUAGUAAAGUUGGUGUCACCAAGAGUUGGCACCAGUGAGUUGUUUGGUAAGUCUACAUCUCUGACAUUGGCUUAUCUUUAAUUCUUGAUGUUUCAGAUACAUGGAGUGGUUCAGUGCAGAGUUCCUGAACCUGCACCGAAGUGUAUGCCAUCAGGGAGGAGGAGCCAUUCCUGCUGAAGGGUGUUCACACGCAACCACGAGAUGACCAACAAAGGCAUCAGGAAGAAGGGCGGGCCGCAAGGUAAUGUUCCCAAUGAUUCUGUGCUACGUGUCUGGAGUUUCAUUGUUCAUGGUGGGAUGUUUGGGGGUAGCUCUCCUUGCUUGUCAAAUUAUUUUUCUUCCAUAGGGCCACCUCAUUGAAAGGUUGUUUAAAAGCUUCUCUUCUGAAGCUGUACAGCCCUUCAAGCUUGGAAAUUCUGUGUGUUUCAUUACCAUCCUUAUGCUUUUUGAAUGUCAUAAGUUUAUUCCUGAAAUUAUAAAUACAGAGGAAUGCCAUUUAGCUGGCAUCCUCAAGGAACUGCUUUUCUUGGAUAAUUCAGUUUUCUGGUUGAUAUUGUGUGUAUCUCUGAUGCCUUGCUUCCUGUGCGAGUGGUGCCCCAAGGAAGUGGCCACACUUCACUUUCUCCCUAUCCAACUUUCUCUUUGUGCUUAUUUAAGUGGUUAGCUUCUAACACUUCAUUCACAUUUUGUUCUCUCUUACCCUGUUCUUCCAUCUUAGUGGCCUUCUCUUAUUAUGACUCAAUCUCACUAAUGCUUUCUUUACAGUUUCUUUUCCCUUCAUACUUCCAUUAUGGCCAUACCAUCUUAUCAUAUUCCUUUUCACCCAUUCCACCACUCCACAGUCUACACCAGUUGCACAGAUGCUCAUAGCACACCCUCCUCCCACUUUAUAUGCCCUGUUUUGAUACAUACAUACAUUUAUUUAAAAAAAAUGCUCUCU
Messenger RNA from Scylla paramamosain (green mud crab), 3931 nucleotides. RefSeq lists its product as uncharacterized. The transcript is spliced from 2 exons. The record is from RefSeq and is a predicted model, not a curated record. Bases 894 to 1370 code for a protein of 158 amino acids. NCBI's taxonomy places the organism in Eukaryota, Metazoa, Arthropoda, Malacostraca, Decapoda, Portunidae.